This is a messenger RNA of Dibothriocephalus latus, 249 nucleotides long. NCBI's taxonomy places the organism in Eukaryota, Metazoa, Platyhelminthes, Cestoda, Diphyllobothriidea, Diphyllobothriidae. The record is from the annotation of a GenBank genome assembly.
AUGAACCGCAAGAUAGAGGGUGACGAGAGAGCUGCGUUAGUGAUGGGUGAACGUUCAUCAAUGAGCGGCACCUACAUUGCCCCGGCACGAAAAAGUCAGAUCCAUUCCUUUCGUUUCUUCCUCUCCUCUCCAACUCCGGCAACGGUAGCAGUGAGUUCGGUAGAUUCUCUUGCUUCUUUAUAUUGGCGCGGCGCAGUCGAACUUUGCCGAGCCAUCCUCAAAUCUAUGCUUCCAGUCUUCUGCGAGUAA